Messenger RNA from Aspergillus niger, 1554 nucleotides. RefSeq lists its product as uncharacterized. Gene Ontology annotation, molecular function: DNA-binding transcription factor activity, RNA polymerase II-specific; transcription cis-regulatory region binding; zinc ion binding. The record is from RefSeq and is a predicted model, not a curated record. The transcript is spliced from 6 exons. The coding region runs from base 1 to 1554 and encodes 517 amino acids. Gene Ontology annotation, biological process: positive regulation of transcription by RNA polymerase II. NCBI's taxonomy places the organism in Eukaryota, Fungi, Ascomycota, Eurotiomycetes, Eurotiales, Aspergillaceae. Gene Ontology annotation, cellular component: nucleus.
AUGCCACGAGCUGGUGCCGCUUGCCUGACCUGCCGGCAAAAAUGCCGCAAGUGUGAUCGUGGCCGUCCGAGUUGUCAACGAUGUGUCUCCAAAGGUUUAGUAUGUGGAGGAUAUCCAGAACGGUUUAGGUUCUGCGGAAUUGCCAGUCGAGGUAAAUGGAAGGGUGCUAGGAUACCAACCAGCAGUAGAAGCUCUACCGGUGGUCGAUCAGGAAUAAGCAAUGCUAUGUCGGAUACCCAGGUGCCACCGGCCCAGGAAGUCACCGAGACUACUCACCUAGACUCGGAGGGUGACCAAGCUUCUGCAGCCAUACUCAACGGUAGCUCAAAGACGACACCCAAGGGACUUUCUGUUUCUGAAAAGCCAUCCGAAGCUUACAGUCGGCCACUGGUAGAGCUUCCAGACGAUGUAACCACACUUCUUGAUUCGCCCAACACAGCCAGACUGUUAAGCCACUACGAUGAGAUUAUUUGCCCUCAUCAGAUAGCCGAGGUUGGGGAUGACGCGGAGAACCCUUACCGAGCGUAUAUCCUCCCGCUGGCGCGCAAGAAGAUCGGGCUAUUGUAUGCUGUUCUUGGGCUUUCUGCUUCGCACCUCGGGCGGAUAACUGGUGAUGAAUUCUUACACGAAGCCACGGCGGUUGAAUACCGUAUGAAAGCUAUACGUGCCCUGAGCGAAGAAAUUCGGAAGAGCCAAAGGACCUCUUUACUUGAAGACGAACAGGACACCGUCUUAGCGAUAAUUCAAGUCCUGUUGCUUCAUGAUAUUUCUGAAUCAGGGGUAUCGAGCCAUGGCAUUCAUAUUACAGGUGCUAUGUCCGUCUGCAAACAACUUUUGAUUGCUGAGGGGCUGCAUGGCCGACGCCAGCGCGCCAUGUUCUUCCUCGGUAACCUGGCUUGGCUUGACAUAAUUCGAGCGUCCGCUGGCCCCGAGAGAAUGUGCUUUUCUCAAGAUAUUCGCGAGUUAGUCGCUUGCGCCAGCGAUAGAAAGUUCGAAUUGGUGAAUGGGUGCCCGAGAGAAGUCUUUCUGGCUAUCGGCGCAGCACUGGAAAAGGCAAAGGAACAUACACUGGGCUGGCUUACUUGGGAUGAAUAUCAAAUCGCCCUGCUCCUAGCAAAGCACAAGCUCUAUGCAUGGGACCCAAAGGGAAGAGAGUACCCUAGCCAUGAUCCUCGCUGGCUAUCCAUAGCGGAGGCUUUCCAGUUUGCAUGUAUCUUGCGUAUUCUUCGGCUGCUAGACCCGUUGAAGCCAGCUAGCAGCUCUGAUAUACAGGACUGCGUUCGAAGGAUUCUUGACGCGACGGCGACGAUUACUCCGGAUUGCUCGUUACUGGAAAUCCUUGUAUUCCCACUCUUUAUGGCAGGUUCCGAUUGUCUCUCGCGCCAUUCGCAGUAUUAUGUUCUUACGAGAUUGCGCGACGUUGAGCGUAGAUCGGAUUUCCGCAAUCCGGUCCCUGUUGAUUUACUAAGAAAGGUUUGGGAUGCUCGUGCGGCCCAGACCGAAGAUGAUCAUACAAAUAUCUCAUGGACAGCAUUUGCUUAUCAUUCGAUCUAG